Messenger RNA from Pseudogymnoascus verrucosus, 2877 nucleotides. RefSeq names its product late secretory pathway protein avl9 (gene AVL9). Bases 225 to 2687 code for a protein of 820 amino acids. The transcript is spliced from 4 exons. The record is from RefSeq and is a predicted model, not a curated record. NCBI's taxonomy places the organism in Eukaryota, Fungi, Ascomycota, Leotiomycetes, Thelebolales, Thelebolaceae. Gene Ontology annotation, cellular component: cytoplasm.
CUGACUUCGAUAACCCUCGGAAAGUGGGAUAAAGAUAUCCAAGUGAACAUUUUCCGAGACAACACCCCCGAAGCCCCUAUUACUUGCUAUUUUGCUUUGCCAAUUUUGCGCCCAGCGAUUUCUAUUUCGAAUACCCAGUUUCGGCCCCAAAGGAAUGCGCUCAACGAGUGCAGGGGCAUCUUGGCACUCAUACCGCCAUUAUUGAUGCGUGGAGAUCAGGAACCAUGAUGAGCCCUGUCAAUGACGACUUUACGCCCCUGGUGACGGUGGUGGGCUUCCAUCAUGCGAGAGGUCCUGAGGUUGAGUCGUGGUAUGGAGCGGAUGAGGGGACGGAUCCCGCCGAGUUAAAUAACUGGCCUCUACUCCCGUUCAUGGCCUUGUCGGAUGGGGCACAUGCAUCCUCUGAGGACUUCUCCUACUUCACGCUCCUGAAGCCUGGGGUUGAUGCCACCCUACCUACCUCCCUCUUCGGCAUAUCGUGUACGAGACAAAUAGCAGCUUCCGAAUUAUUAGAAAAAUCGGCGGAGGUUACACGCAGUACGGUGCAGAAGGCUGUUGUGGUUAUCGCGGACUCCCCACAUCUGUUUGGAAUGCUGAGGGAAAGGCUAAGCGUGGUAACAAGCGCAUGGUUUGCCCAGAAGGAUUUUUCAGAGACGGAGAUAUUGAAGAGGUUCCAAGAAAGCCUGAAAGAUGAAGCGGAAAGAGGAAGGCUAAAGGAAGAGGUCGACAGGGACCAGUAUCUCGGCAUGAGCUUGCGACAAUUGAUCAGGGAGUUCAAGUGGCAGACAUUGGUGCUGUUCAAAUGCUGCCUGUUACAACCAAAGAUGCUCUUCUUCGGGACUCGGUGUGAGAGGUUGUGCAUGAUGCAAUUCUCCCUGAUAUCGCUCAUUCCAGGCUUAAUACGAAAGUUACAGGAUUGCGCAGAUCCUGAACUAGACAGCUAUGAGAGAGGCCUCGCCAAGCCGACAAGCCUGAAAACAAGUGACAGGAACUCGUUACUAUCCUACAUGGGCCUUCCCUUGCAGAUUUUCCCCAAAGGUAGCCUGUUUGGACCAUAUACCCCUCUCCAACAAUUGGACACUUUGGCCGAUUUCGGCACAAAAUCAUAUAUCGUCGGAUCAACCAAUUCGCUCUUGUUGCAACAAAAGGAUCGCUAUAGUGACAUACUAAUUAAUCUUGACGAAAUAUCUAUCAACAUAACAUCAACCUCGUUAAGAACGGCCCUGAACCUCUCUGUUGCCGACCGUCGUUGGAUCGAUUUCAUAACACAAUCGGUUAACGAUACUUGGGACGAUGCAAACCCCGAGCGCCCAAGUACUAUGGGAUACGUAGGAAGCGAAGAGUUCAUACGGCUCCAAUUCGAGGAGUAUUUACUGUCCUUAAUAUCUUCUGUCAAAUGUCACAACUACAUGACCGCCAAUGCAGGAAACCCGAAUGUCAUGCUCCCGCAACUCGAGGGAGACCCCACUUAUGAUUUUGGAUCGGAUUGGAUUGAGGCAUGGGCCCAGACGGAAAAUUAUAGGAUAUGGAACAAGAACACAGACAGUCAUCUUUUUGACAUUGUCGAGCCAAAGCAUCCCUGCGCUGGUGGGUUGACUAUCGACGAUGUUCAAAGGCGUCUUGCUCAACAAGUCCAAGAGCUUCAUCUCGAUGAACGAUUUGCGGUGGGAAAAGAGGUUCUGGGGCGCAACCUCGCAGCUGGAAAGGAAAGGGCUAGCGGCGUCUUCAAUAAACUCUACAAUGACAUGGAGUUACUACGAGAGAGCCAAAGGAGACGUCGUGCCGAGCAGGCGGCUAUCCCAGAGCGCAAUGAAGUAGCCUCCCCAACAGCUAGACAUUUUGUACCAGACUUAACGAAAGCACAAGCGGCGGCGGCGAAUGUGGGCAGCAUGGCUGGUUCAUAUGUGAGCAGCUGGGCUUCCUGGGCUGGAGAAAAGAAGAAGGGGUGGGGCGCGGCAUCUUCAAAACGAAACUCGGAGGACGUACAAGAUAUUGAUUUCACGCCCAGGGACAUUACUCCGAAGGCAUCGAUAACUAUGUCUCGUGAUACGGCAAGGUGGACUCCUGAAAUAAAACCCUCCAGCGCCUCCCCACAAGUUCCAACUACCACUAUUUAUGAAGAGCUACAACAAUCACGACCACAAACACAGGAAUCGUACAAAGAGAGCAUUUUUGAUGCUGAUAGUGCGACUGAUGAUGAGGAGGCUGCAAGGGUGGUGGGUAGGGAGCCUUCGACUUCUCCAAAGCUUCCAGAGCCCAAGCCGACAACCGCACUGGACACAGAGCCGUUGGCUGCUGCGAAUAUUCCAGAUUCCAAGCCGAUUGCCGCGCUGAACACUGAGUCUUCGGCUGCAACGGACCUCCCGGAGCCCAAGCCAACGACCACGUUGGACGCGGAGCCAGCGGCAGUCACGAGCCUCCCAGAAACCAUGUCAGAGAUCCCACUGGACACAAAACCACCGACUGCCACGAGCAUUCCAGAAACCAUGUCAGAAAUCCCACUAGACACAGAGCCAUCGACUACUGCAAGCCCUCCGGAACCCAAGAAAAUAACCAUACCGACCAAAGAGCCACCAGCUGGACCAUUAUCUCCCGAGCCAAUUAAAUCGGCAAGGAGUGAUUCAAGCGGCAAGGUGAGCGCGAUGAAGCAGCGAUUCGAGGCCGCGGCAGCUGCCAAAAAGAGUUGAUGUAGCCUCAUCGAUAUGGGUGUAAUUUAGACAACCUGAAUAGACAACUGUCCACCCAAGAUUUUAUAUUUGAACAUUUUAAUUUUAACUUAGCUGUAUAUUUGUACAUAGAUCCGUCACAGUAUUUCCCAGCCAGCGAAGGUCGGAUAUGCGCAAGCCAUAACUAUACGACUUGAUACCAAAAUCCGGG